Pyrus x bretschneideri (Chinese white pear) is the source of this 1730-nucleotide messenger RNA. Its product is annotated as scarecrow-like protein 23. Gene Ontology annotation, biological process: leaf development; regulation of DNA-templated transcription; bundle sheath cell fate specification. Gene Ontology annotation, cellular component: nucleus. The record is from RefSeq and is a predicted model, not a curated record. Gene Ontology annotation, molecular function: DNA-binding transcription factor activity; sequence-specific DNA binding. NCBI's taxonomy places the organism in Eukaryota, Viridiplantae, Streptophyta, Magnoliopsida, Rosales, Rosaceae.
CGCACUCUCUCUCUCUCCAAACAGCUUUCUCUCUCUACUUUCUCUCCUCCCUCUCUCUCUGACAAAGCUUUCUGCAGAACUCUCUGUACGGGCGUUUGGUUGUCUUUCUCGCUUUUCUUUGUCUCUUUCCGCUCGAAAGCUUCCGAGCUUUUUAUAUUCUCUCCACACUUCCUCCUUCCUCCUUCUCCUCUACCAGUCAUGCUUCAGAGCUUAAUUGCUCAAUCCCCAAUCGCCGCCGCCAACCCUAACAAUAACAACCCUACCUCCUCCUCCUCUUCCAUGAAGACCAAGCGCGUUGACCGCGACCUCGCUGGCAGUGGAAGUGGCGAUUGCGACGCUGAAGACCCCUCCUUCACCAAGCGCCUCAAUUCGGGCCGAAACUUCCGUGAAAAAACCGCAGACGAUCGUGACACCGAACCGGUGGAGGAGGGCGAGUCGGCCGGACUCAGACUGUUGGGGCUCCUGCUACAAUGCGCCGAGUGCGUCGCCAUGGACAAACUUGACGACGCCAGCGACCUGUUACCGGAGAUCGCGGAGCUAUCAUCGCCUUUCGGGUCGUCGCCGGAGCGAGUCGGCGCGUACUUCGCGCACGCACUGCAGACGCGCGUGGUCAGCUCCUGCUUAGGUGCCUACUCGCCGCUCACUGCCAAAACCCUAACGCUCGCUCAGUCGCAGCGGAUCUUCAACGCGCUCCAAUCCUACAACUCCAUCAGUCCGCUAGUCAAAUUCUCUCACUUCACGUCCAAUCAGGCGAUUUUCCAGGCGCUGGACGGCGAGGAUCACAUCCACGUCAUCGAUUUGGAUAUAAUGCAAGGCCUCCAGUGGCCAGGAUUGUUCAACAUCCUAGCCUCGCGGACGAAGAAGAUCCGGUCAAUGCGGAUAACCGGGUUCGGGUCCUCGUCGGAGCUCCUUGAGUCGACGGGGCGAAGACUCGCCGAUUUCGCGAGCUCGCUUGGCCUCCCCUUCGAGUUCCAGCCGCUGGAGGGCAAAAUCGGGAGCAUAACCGAGCUGAAUCAGCUCGGAAUCAAACCGAGCGAGGCCACCGUGAUCCACUGGAUGCACCAUUGCUUGUACGACGUCACCGGCAGCGAUUUGGCAGCGCUGAGGUUGCUGGGCUCUCUGAGACCGAAGCUGAUCACGAUCGCCGAGCAGGAUUUGAGCCACAGCGGCAGCUUCUUGGGAAGGUUCGUGGAGGCCUUGCAUUACUACAGCGCGCUGUUUGAUGCGCUCGGGGACGGACUGGGCGCGGACAGCCUGGAAAGGCAUAUGGUGGAGCAGCAGCUGUUCGGCUGCGAGAUUAGGAACAUCCUCGCGGUGGGCGGGCCGAAGAGGACCGGAGAGGUGAAGGUGGAGAGGUGGGGGGAUGAGCUGAAGAGGGUCGGGUUUCGGGGCGUUUCGCUUGGCGGGAACCCGGCAGCGCAGGCAAGCUUGCUGCUGGGGAUGUUUCCGUGGAAAGGGUACACCUUGGUGGAGGAGAAUGGGUGCUUGAAGUUGGGUUGGAAGGACCUGUCGUUGCUCACAGCCUCUGCCUGGCAGCCGUUGGAUUGAAAUACUUUGACCGGAAUCCGGAAUGAUCAUCGUAGUUGUUUUUCAGUCGGCUGUAAUUCUUUGCGGGAGAAAAACACUGUAGUUAGUUUUUAUUUUUGGUUAUUUGUUAAAUGUGAAAAGAAAAAAAAAAAGAAUGGAAAAAUCCAUAGCUCAUCAAUGAGGUCUUAUUAUUUAAGUGAGAA